This is a messenger RNA of Suillus bovinus, 1290 nucleotides long. RefSeq lists its product as uncharacterized. NCBI's taxonomy places the organism in Eukaryota, Fungi, Basidiomycota, Agaricomycetes, Boletales, Suillaceae. The coding region runs from base 1 to 1290 and encodes 429 amino acids. The transcript is spliced from 12 exons. The record is from RefSeq and is a predicted model, not a curated record.
AUGGUUUUCUACCCUUUCCACAUCUCUGUUAUAACCAUUGAUUUCAGGAAGUUCAAGACAGACAUAGUGUCCACUGAAGUAUGGAUUGGCAAAUUUCAUACUGGUAUGCCAAAAGAUAAAUACAAAUCAAGAAAAGGUCUGCGACAGACAUUUGAUCCACCUAUGGUGCUUUCUCAUGGGGAUACAUUUUCCUUACGUAUAAAGUACUUUGACAAGGCAGAUUUUUGGCAGUCCAAGACCAAACACAUUCAUUUUGACCCAGAUGACAUAGUCCACAUAUAUAAUGCAAGCAAAAAAGGCCUUGACACCACUGCCAAAAUAUCUCGACAGACUCCUUGUCUGGUGUCAGGCAAGUCAUCACUAAUCAAUCAUGUAUUUGGAGUAGAAACAGUGAUCACUUCGCACGUUAACACAGGGGAGGCCGACAUCAAUCAUGAGUUCAUAUCACCUCAGAACAAUAGGUUGGUUAUCCACAACAGCAAAGGUUUUGAACCAGGGGAAGAAGUCAACCUCAAAACAGUCCGAGAUUUCAUUAAUUGUCGGAGGAACAUGUCUGCUUUGGAAAAGCAGUUGCAUGUUAUUUGGCUUUGCAUUGAGAUACCCCCUACAGGCAGACGUCUGCUAGAGACAGGAAUAGAGGAAUUUUUGGAAUGGAAAUGUAAUGGAACAUUGGGAAACAACAUCAAGGAACACGUCACGCGCAUAGCAGAAGUUGAGCUGCAGAAUUCCUGUAUCGGACCUCUAGAGAAAUUUGUGGAGUCUGACACCACCAAUGCUACUGUUUCUAGUGCAUACCAACACUCUGACAGAUUCAUACAUGCCUCUGAACUUGGCAUGGCCACGGUGAUGACCUCCAUCAUUCAGCGAAUGGAUCUUGAACUCAGAAUAAAGGCAUCAAUUGAGGUUGGCAAGAAAAGAUGGAAUGCUCUCACAGGAUGGAAGGUGUUUAUAUCAUCAUUCAAGACCGAUGAACUUCACAAUGACAUCAUCAAUGCGUGGAAGCUAAAUGACCCUCAUCAUACACUUUAUCUCGUGUCAGAAAGCCAGGAGCUCACUUGUAAGGCCAUCAAGCUCGUGGUCAAUUCCUACCACCUCUCCCCGAUCAGCGGAGAAGUUCUUACUCAGAUUCAGGAAUAUGAUAGGCAACUGACAAUCCUGGAAUGCAUGGAUCCUGAUUCCUUGGAUAAAAUCAUUGAGAUGAUGCAAUAUUAUAGCAUCGAUGCAGAAGAAGUGUUCAAACUUCGAGAAGUGCUUCCCCCUGUGGAUUUGUUGUCAGACGGGAAAUGGUAA